AUGAUGAACCUGCUUGAGGAUCAUGUGGAAUGGUCAGAAGAGCAGGAAGCCAGUGCCAGGAGUAAAGUUGAAGACAACAGUUCCCAGCUGCUGCCACCAGACAAACAAGAGGAAUAUGAGGUGAAUGCCAAGAGGUACUGGGAUGACUUUUAUAAAAUCCAUGAAAAUGGUUUCUUCAAGGACAGGCACUGGCUGUUCACUGAAUUUCCUGAGCUGGCUCCAAACAGCAACCCAGGGCAAAAUGGGAAUUCUGUGCGUGACUUUAGGAACCAAGAAGGAUCCAACCAUGGAGGGCUUGGAAGCUGUGAAAAUGGACACUGUUCAUUGGAAAGCAGGGCAGAGAAUGAGUUAAACCUGAUGAAGAGCACAGCUGAGAUGUGCACAGAGGAGCUGGUUCCACAGCAGUGCAGGGAGCUGAAGGAAAGGGAUGGAGAUUACCCGGGAUCAUCGGCAUCUUACCGGAUAUUGGAGGUUGGCUGUGGUGCUGGAAAUACAGUCUUCCCAAUCUUACAAACCAACAAUGACCCAGGCCUUUUUGUUUAUUGCUGUGAUUUUUCUGCAACCGCCGUGGAUCUUGUCCAGACCAAUGCAGAGUAUGAUCCCUCUCGUUGCUUUGCCUUUGUCCAUGACCUGUGCAACGACCAGAGUCCUUUCCCAAUGCCAGCCCAGAGUCUUGACGUGGUCAUUCUUAUCUUUGUCCUCUCAGCUAUUCUCCCAGAGAAGAUGCAAGGCAUUGUGGACAGACUGAGUCGCCUCCUAAAGCCAGGAGGGAUGAUUUUGUUACGAGAUUAUGGCCGAUACGACCUGGCCCAGCUCAGGUUUAAGAAAGGUCAAUGUCUGUCUGAUAACUUCUAUGUGAGAGGUGAUGGCACCAGAGUCUACUUCUUCACACAAGAUGAACUGGAUGAUCUCUUCACAAGAGCUGGGCUGCAGAAGAUCCAGAACCUGGUAGAUCGACGCCUGCAGGUGAACCGGGGGAAGCAGGUGACCAUGUACAGGGUGUGGAUCCAGUGCAAGUACCGCAAGCCCGAGGCCCCGCAGCUCUGA
Messenger RNA from Chaetura pelagica (chimney swift), 1047 nucleotides. RefSeq names its product methyltransferase like 2A (gene METTL2A). Lineage: Eukaryota; Metazoa; Chordata; Aves; Apodiformes; Apodidae. The transcript is spliced from 9 exons. Gene Ontology annotation, molecular function: tRNA (cytidine-N3)-methyltransferase activity. The record is from RefSeq and is a predicted model, not a curated record. Bases 1 to 1047 code for a protein of 348 amino acids.